AUGGGUUACCCAGGACGAACAUAUAAAGAAAAGUACGGAAAGCGUGAUGAUAAAAUUUCUCAACCACCACCUCAACCACAACAGAAGUAUCCACCCGAAUAUGGUGGAUAUGGUAACUAUCAAAGACCACCACCAGGUUAUCCACUGCCAUUAGGACCACCUUCGCAAGGAGGUUACCCAACACCGUUUGGACCACCACCUUCGCAAGGAGGUUACCCACCACCGUUUGGACCACCACCUUCGCAAGGAGGUUACCCACCACCAUUAGGACUACCACCUUCACAAGGAAGUUACCCACCACCAUCUUCGCAAGGAGGUUACCCACCGCCUUUAGGACAACCACCUUCACAAGGAGGUUAUCCUCCACCAGCGGGACCGCCACCUUCGCAAGGAGGUUAUCCUCCACCUUCAGGACCACCGCCUUCGCAAGGAGGUUAUUCAAGACCACCAAAAGCUGAUCAAGCACCACUUCCUCCAAGACAAGAUAGUUAUGCGCCUUCAUAUCCUCCACCUCCAACGCAAAGUAUUUAUGCUCCACCUCCAUAUCCUCCAACACAAGGACCUCCUUCCGUUGAAAAACCUCCAAGAAAUCAACAAUAUCAACCUCCUUCUCAAACAUAUUCAUCACCGCCUCCAAAUACAAUUGAGCAACGUCCUAGCGCCGGACAUACACCACCUCCGGGUUAUACAUUGUAUCAAAAUACUAAUGUCAAACCUUCUUCAAAUGUUCAAUUAUCGAAUUGCACGGGUCGUAAGAGAGCUUUACUAAUUGGAAUCAAUUAUACUGGUACACAAUUUGAAUUAAAAGGAUGUAUAAAUGAUGUAGCUAAUAUGAAGAGUUUCUUGAUUGAAUUGUAUGGAUUUCGAGAAGAGGACAUGGUCAUUUUAACGGAUAAUCAAAAAGAUAAACAAAGAAUUCCCACAAAGGAUAAUAUUUUAAAAGCAAUGAAAUGGUUAGUUCACGAUGCAAAACCAAAUGACUCGUACUUUUUCCAUUUCAGUGGUCAUGGAGGUCAAGAGAAGGAUAAAAAUGGAGAUGAGGAAGACGGUUAUGAUGAGACCAUUAUGCCAGUGGAUUUUACAACGAAGGGACAGAUUAUUGAUGAUGUCAUGCAUGAUAUCAUGGUGAAACCGCUUCCACCUGGUGUAAGGCUGACAGCUAUAUUUGAUUCUUGCCAUUCCGGUACAGCACUUGACUUACCUUAUAUAUAUUCAACUCAAGGAAAAGUGAAGGAACCAAAUAUUUUAUCGGAUGGGGGUAGCACUAUUUUAAGCGUUGGCAUGUCAUAUAUGAGGGGAGAUCUUAAUGGUAUCAAAACAAGUUUGAUGUCAUUUGGUAAGAGGGCAACGUCAGGAAAGAGUAUUGCUGAACAAAAUAGACAAACUAAAUCAAGUCCCGCUGACGUGAUAAUGUUAAGUGGAUGUAAAGAUGCUCAGACAUCUGCAGAUACAAAUGAAGCUGGGAUUAACACUGGAGCCAUGUCUUACGCUUUAAUCAAAACAAUGAGAGAAAAUAAGGAUAUUUCGUAUCAACAGAUGUUAAAUUUGGUUAGAGACAUCCUUGCAUCGAAAUACUCUCAGAAACCACAAUUAAGCGCAUCACAUGAAAUGGAUAUGAAUUUGAAGUUUGUGAUAUAA
Molecule: messenger RNA, 1638 nt
Organism: Funneliformis mosseae
Lineage: Eukaryota; Fungi; Glomeromycota; Glomeromycetes; Glomerales; Glomeraceae
Source: the annotation of a GenBank genome assembly